UCCAUCAUCUGUCCUCUUCUUGGACCAGCCAUGAUCCACAGCCUCUUCCUGAUUAACUCCUCUGGGGACAUCUUCCUGGAGAAGCACUGGAAAAGUGUGGUCAGCCGCUCGGUCUGUGACUACUUCUUCGAGGCCCAGGAACGAGCUUCAGAGGCAGAAAAUGUGCCCCCUGUAAUCCCCACCCCUCACCACUAUCUCUUGAGUGUUUAUCGCCAUAAAAUCUUCUUUGUGGCUGUGAUCCAGACAGAGGUGCCGCCGCUUUUUGUCAUUGAAUUCCUCCAUCGGGUCGUGGACACUUUUCAGGAUUAUUUUGGAGUCUGCUCUGAAGUAGUCAUCAAGGACAAUGUUGUGGUGGUCUAUGAGGUCCUGGAGGAGAUGUUGGACAAUGGAUUCCCAUUGGCUACAGAGUCCAACAUUCUGAAAGAGCUGAUCAAGCCACCCACCAUCUUGCGAACAGUUGUCAACACAAUUACAGGAAGCACCAAUGUAGGAGAACAACUCCCCACCGGGCAGCUAUCUGUGGUACCCUGGCGACGCACUGGCGUGAAAUACACCAACAACGAGGCCUAUUUUGAUGUGAUUGAGGAGAUAGAUGCUAUCAUUGACAAAUCAGGUUCCACGAUUACGGCUGAAAUUCAAGGGGUGAUUGAUGCCUGCGUGAAACUGACUGGGAUGCCAGAUCUUACCCUCUCUUUCAUGAACCCCAGGUUGCUGGACGACGUCAGCUUCCACCCUUGCGUGCGUUUCAAGCGCUGGGAAUCAGAACGAAUCCUCUCCUUCAUCCCUCCCGAUGGGAACUUCCGCCUGCUUUCCUAUCACGUCAGCGCUCAGAAUCUGGUGGCCAUCCCUGUUUACAUGAAGCACAACAUCAGUUUCCGAGACAGCAGCUCUUUGGGCCGCUUCGAGAUCACAGUGGGUCCCAAACAAACGAUGGGGAAGACUGUGGAGGGGGUGACAGUUACCAGCCAGAUGCCGAAAGGUGUCCUCAACAUGACCCUCACGCCUUCGCAAGGAACACACACCUUUGAUCCUGUUACGAAGCUUCUGUCCUGGGAUGUGGGCAAGAUCAACCCCCAAAAGUUACCAAGUUUGAAGGGGACAAUGAGUCUCCAAGCAGGAGCCUCCAAACCUGACGAGAACCCCACUAUCAACCUUCAUUUCAAAAUCCAACAAUUGGCUAUCUCUGGGUUAAAAGUGAAUCGACUGGACAUGUAUGGAGAGAAAUAUAAACCUUUCAAGGGGAUCAAAUACAUGACCAAGGCUGGCAAAUUCCAGGUCCGGACCUAGAAGCUCCUGUGGCCAAGA
This is a messenger RNA of Euleptes europaea (tarantolino), 1305 nucleotides long. RefSeq names its product adaptor related protein complex 3 subunit mu 2 (gene AP3M2). The transcript is spliced from 8 exons. The record is from RefSeq and is a predicted model, not a curated record. The coding region runs from base 31 to 1287 and encodes 418 amino acids. Lineage: Eukaryota; Metazoa; Chordata; Lepidosauria; Squamata; Sphaerodactylidae. Gene Ontology annotation, biological process: intracellular protein transport; endocytosis. Gene Ontology annotation, cellular component: cytoplasmic vesicle; clathrin adaptor complex.